Penicillium concentricum is the source of this 789-nucleotide messenger RNA. RefSeq names its product Oxoglutarate/iron-dependent dioxygenase. The coding region runs from base 1 to 789 and encodes 262 amino acids. NCBI's taxonomy places the organism in Eukaryota, Fungi, Ascomycota, Eurotiomycetes, Eurotiales, Aspergillaceae. The record is from RefSeq and is a predicted model, not a curated record. The transcript is spliced from 3 exons.
AUGACAUCCAACUUCAAAUCUAUCCCGGUCAUCGACCUAUCCCUCGCCAAGUCACCCAUAACUCGGCCCAAGCUUCUCCAAGAACUCCACCACACCCUCACCUCCAUUGGGUUCCUGUAUAUCACGAAUCACGAUGUUCCACAAGACGUAAUCUCAGACCUCAAACAUGCCCUCCCCACACUAUUUGCCCUCGAUCCGGCCGAAAAAGAAGAAGUGGCUUUACACAACUCCCCUCAUUUUCUGGGAUACAGCCAAGUAGGCUCAGAAACAACAGCCGGAGUCGCAGAUAAACGCGAACAAUUCGAGUUUGCAACCGAGCUCCCAGACUUAUGGCGCUGGCCGUCCCAAGACCCAUCUCUUCGGAUCGUCAUCCAGAAAUAUAUUCACGAAUUAACAAAUCUCAGCGAGCGAUUCUUGCGCUUGGUGGCUGAAGCACUCUCCCUAGACCCCGAGACUCUAUUCGCAUUCCUCUCGGAACAGCAUCGUCUCAAGCUAGUCCAUUAUCCCGCCUCAGAUCUUAGUUCAGAUCCCAACAUUCAAGGUGUGGGCCCUCACAAAGAUUCUUCUGGAUGGUGGACAUUUCUUCUCCAAGCAUCACCUCCAACCGUGAAGGGUUUACAAGCUCUCAACAAGACAGGUGAAUGGAUCGAUGUCCCUGUCAUUGAAGAUACGUUCGUUGUAAAUAUCGGACAGGCUUUUGAGGUGGUUACUCAUGGUGUGUGUCCACGCGGGCACACGUCACUAUGGGGUAUCGCAGGGUUCCAUCACUCAACGAAACUUAUGUUUUAA